Pseudo-nitzschia multistriata is the source of this 2145-nucleotide messenger RNA. The record is from the annotation of a GenBank genome assembly. Lineage: Eukaryota; Bacillariophyta; Bacillariophyceae; Bacillariales; Bacillariaceae.
CAAUGUAAAACAAUCGCAAGUAUAACAAUAUCAACAACCAUUAAAAUAUGAGCAAGAACAAAGGACGCCGCCGCCGUCGAAAGAAUUCCAAAACAGAAGAUCGAGACGACGCAAAUGUUGCUAACGAUGACGACAACAACGCAGCACAUAAGGAGCAUCGACACUUGCAUUCGCCACACCUAUUUUCCACCGAUUAUGAUGCGAUUUCAUCGAAAAAGAAAGACCGCAGCAGCAAAAGUAGUUGCAACAAAAACAACGAUAAAAUAGGCAAUCACAAGAGCAAGAAUUCAAGCUUUGCCAAGCAGCGAGAACUCCAGCGAAAGGCAUCCGCAGAUAAACAGCGACACACCAGUUCCUAUCACCUGACUGACAAUAAGUGUGGGAUUUCUGGAGUUGGUAAUCACAAGAAAGUUCAUAGCAGCAAAAAUAGCGUCAUUUUUGGGAAUGCUCUCGCCUUCCCGUCUGGAUUUGAGAAAAGCUGUCAGGUAGCUACUACUAGCAGCAAGCAAUUGCUCAGUAUUAGUGAUGGAUUGCCGUCAUCUUCCAAUAGGAUUGGGGAUCGGCAAUCCUCUUCCUUUCGCUUUGUAGAUGCCGGAAUGGGCGACGGCAAAACGGUUUUGGACUAUCUUUGCUUUGGUCGCCACGGUAACAAGUAUUGCAAUGGUCAACACCGCAACCAACAUUAUCCUCAUCACCGCAACAAUGAACAAGAAAAACGUAUUUUGGAGGAUUCUAUUGGUGAAUAUCAAUCCACCAUGGCACGUGUCCUGGAGACUACAAAUUUUGGCGGCUGUAUCGCCCGGUGCUAUUUGUCUCCGUCGGACUUGAUUCGGCCAAUUGGUAGCAAUGACGAAAGUAGCGUUACUAGUAAUACCGACAAGCAAUGGACACCAUACAAUUCAUUUCCAUUUCAGACUUUUGGAUGCGAGAACAACAUUGAGUACUAUGGAAAUAACGGCUCCCCGCUCGUGUAUUUUGUGGUCGGGUUUGGACCCGACUUCGAUUCAGAAAUUGCAGCAACAUUGAUAAAGAGGGAAUCGGAGAACGCGGAGCAACAGCCACAGCACUCCCUUGUCAAUCGUCUGGCCCAAAUCGUACAGGAGCACGAUAACGAUGUUGUUGGAUUGUUUGCCGAUCUCGAUUAUUCCAACGCAUGCCGAAAACAAGACGGCCCUCCGGACAGUUUCCAUUCCUGUUGUGAUAGCUAUAGCAAUAGCAACGAUCACGAAUCUUGCCGCCAACUCCAAUUGCAGCGGCUCCGAUAUACACUCAAGGCGGCAGCGAAACUUGAUUGCCCUGUGCAGAUUCGUAUUUUGCCGGGAUUCAACAAAGAUAGAUGCGAUGGUGGCAAUGCUAACAGCAAACAUAGCAGCAACAAUCGCUCACGUACAGAUGGAGUGGAAGCAGAAACUGGAGAAGCCUUGGACGCAUAUUUGCAAGCCAUUCGUGAUCUUGCAACAGUCUUGUUGGAACACUCGUGCUACUGUUCAUCAUCAGAAAAUGAUAUGAAUCAGAGUUGUAACGCUACGAGCAUUCCUCCGUAUUCUUCUCGUCCUUGGAAGGUUCAUAUCUCCUGCUGGAACGGAAAAGCCGAACACAUGAUGGCACUUCUGAAGGCAUUCCCGGCAACAAUGACAAUUCCUAUUUCUUCUACUUCUAGGAUCAACAAAAGCAACCAAAACAGUAACCUUCUCUAUUUUGGAUUCGAUKGACACGUAACUUUUUCCAAGGCCACCCACUUGCAUGAGUGCGCCUUUGAGGUUCCACUGGACCGAUUGCUGCUCGAAACGGGAGGACCAUCUGCAAUACCAUCCGCCGUCGCAAAACAUGUUGGUCGGGGAGCCUUUUGUCAUCCCGGGCACAUUCCCUUCGUGGCCGAGGCGGUUGCAAAACAAGCCACCAAAAACCCAAGGACCUGCCAAAAUGCAUAUCAAUACUUAUAUGGAAAGUCGGGAAACAUUGUGCUGUCAACGGGCGAAGGAGACCCUCCCAUGACGGAAGUCACAGCUCAAGUGGUGGCACAAUAUGCCUCAAAAAAUAUCAGGGAACUUUAUGGUAUUGCACCGUAGUAGCAGUGUUCAAUCACGACACUCAAACUAAGCAAAAGAGCUUUCACGUUACUAAUUAUAAAUGUAAACUCCAAAG